UCCUCAAGAAAUAAGAAUGGAGGUGAAGAGAAGAAGAAACAAGCCCCUAAGGCAAAUGGGGCAUGGCCAAUCUUAGGCCACCUUCCACUUCUUUCGGGUCCGGAUCCUUUUAGGAUCUUGGCAGACAUGGCUGAUGAAUACGUUCCUGUGUUCCGAGUUCAGCUUGGUUUGCAGCAUGCACUUGUCGUGAGUAGCAAGGAAGCCAUAAUGCAGACUACUAAUGACAUGAGUUUCAUGGGCCGUCCUAAUGUUCUGGCCUUGAAAUACAUGGGUUUUUACGGUGGAUUCUAUGCAUUAGCCCCUUAUGGUCCUUUCUGGCAGGAGAUGCGCAAGGUCUCCAUCCUUGAGCUUCUGUCAAAUACCCGCGUGGAGCUCCUUAAACCUGUGAGAGCCUCAGAGAUGAGCACAUGCAUCAGUGAGUUGUACUCACUCUGCUGCAGGGAUGGGAAAGUUGGUUCUGUCAAGGUAGCCAUCGAUAAAUGGUUCCAACAAGUGUUAUUCAAUAUGAUAGCACAAGUGAUUGCUAGGAAGCGGUAUAGCAGUGUUGGUAAGGAUGCCUCAGAUAAGGAAUUGAAGUGUUUGAAAAGAGCAUAUGAAGAUUUUUUUGUCAUGCUUGUGACUUUUCAGAAGUCGAAAGGCAUACCAUUUACUAGAUGGAUGAAUUUUCAAGAAAAUAGGGUCAUGAAAAGGACAGAAAAGGAGUUUGAUUUCAUUCUGAGUUCUUGGAUAGCUGAUCAUAAGCAGCGCAGGGGAAUACAAGGCCAGUUGAAAGAGGAUCGUGAUUUCAUUGAUAUAAUGCUGUCAAUGUUUGAAGGAUCUGAUGAUUUUAUUCAAGGCCACAAGACUGAUGAUGUUAUCAAGGCAAAUAUCUCUGGUAUUAUAUUUGCAGGAACAGAUGCCAAUUAUGCUACCAUCACCUGGGCACUUGCACUAGUUUUGAAGCACAGGGAAGUUCUGAAAAAGGCCCAAGAAGAGCUUGACUUGCAUGUUGGACAAGAACGAUGGGUAGAAGAAUCAGAUAUCAAAGAACUAAAAUACCUCCAAGCUAUUUUGAAAGAAACAUUCCGGCUCUACCCUGCUGGUCCCUUGUCCAUUCUUCGCGAGGCCUUAGAAGAUACCACUGUUGCAGGUCAUUAUGUCCCAAAAGGAACUCAGUUAUUGGCGAAUAUCUGGAAACUGCAUCGAGACCCUGGAACAUGGACUGACCCUGAUGAAUUUCAGCCAGAGAGAUUUCUGACUACUCAUGCAGGACUUGAUGUAAAAAAUCAACAGUAUGAGUUAAUUCCAUUCAGCACUGGGAAGAGAUCAUGUCCUGGAAUGGCAACUGGUACGCAGAUGAUACUACUAACGCUAGCUCGUUUGCUUCAAGGAUUUAAUUUGGUCACUCCCACAAAUGAACCAAUCAAUAUGACUGAAGCAGCAGGGAUUACUCUGCAUAUGAAAUAUUCACUAGAAGUUGUGCUUACUCCACGCCUCCCAAAUAAGCUUUACGAGUAAGAAUUGAUGCAACAAUUAGGCUUGUGAUAAAAAUAAAGUGUGGUGUGUGAUCAAAAUAAUUUAUUGUUGAAUUAUUGCAGAGUAAAGACAAUAGGGCAUGUCUUGGUUUGUAUUGGUGUGUAAUCGCGUAAAAUAUAAGUUUAUCUUCUGUGAUAAACUAUCCUUCCUUUUAUUGUACUGGUGUGUAAUUCACAACCGAAUCUGGGUAUGUAUCUUCUUGCUUUACUAUGA
Molecule: messenger RNA, 1728 nt
Organism: Daucus carota subsp. sativus
Lineage: Eukaryota; Viridiplantae; Streptophyta; Magnoliopsida; Apiales; Apiaceae
Product: cytochrome P450 CYP82D47
Exons: 2
Coding region: 127-1497 (456 amino acids)
Molecular function (GO): heme binding; monooxygenase activity; oxidoreductase activity, acting on paired donors, with incorporation or reduction of molecular oxygen
Source: RefSeq, a predicted model, not a curated record